AUGAGGCGGAAGGAGAAGCGGCUUCUGCAGGCGGUGGCGCUGGUGCUGGCGGCCCUGGUCCUUCUGCCCAACGUGGGGCUCUGGGCGCUGUACCGCGAACGGCAGCCCGACAGCACCUCCGGGGGACCUGGGGCUGCGGUGGCCCCGGCGGCCGGACAGUUUUUGUCUUUUUCUUUUUUGAAGGGAUCACACAAUCAGCAAAAGAAGGUAUUUUUCUUGGGAGAUGGACAAAAGCUGAAGGACUGGCAUGACAAAGAAGCCAUCAGAAGGGAUGCUCAGCGUGUAGGAAAUGGAGAACAAGGAAGACCGUAUCCUAUGACGGACGCUGAGAGAGUGGAUCAGGCAUACCGAGAAAAUGGAUUUAACAUCUACGUCAGCGAUAAGAUCUCCCUGAAUCGCUCUCUCCCUGAUAUUCGGCACCCAAACUGCAACAGCAAGCGCUACCUGGAGACGCUUCCCAACACCAGCAUCAUCAUCCCCUUCCACAAUGAGGGCUGGUCCUCCCUCCUGCGCACCGUCCACAGUGUGCUGAACCGCUCGCCCCCGGAGCUGAUCGCCGAGAUUGUGCUGGUUGACGACUUCAGUGAUCGAGAGCACCUAAAGAAGCCACUUGAAGACUACAUGGCCCAUUUCCCCAGCGUGAGGAUUCUCCGAACCAAGAAACGGGAAGGGCUGAUAAGGACCCGGAUGCUGGGGGCCUCAGCGGCAAUAGGGGAUGUCAUCACAUUCUUGGACUCACACUGUGAAGCCAAUGUCAAUUGGCUCCCCCCCUUGCUCGACCGCAUCGCUCGGAACCGCAAGACCAUCGUGUGCCCGAUGAUUGAUGUGAUUGACCACGAUGACUUCCGGUAUGAGACCCAGGCGGGGGAUGCCAUGCGGGGCGCCUUUGACUGGGAGAUGUACUACAAGCGAAUCCCAAUCCCUCCAGAACUGCAGAAGGCUGACCCCAGUGACCCAUUUGAGUCUCCCGUGAUGGCCGGUGGACUGUUCGCCGUGGACCGGAAGUGGUUCUGGGAGCUGGGCGGGUACGACCCAGGCCUUGAGAUUUGGGGAGGGGAGCAGUAUGAGAUCUCAUUCAAGGUGUGGAUGUGCGGGGGCCGCAUGGAGGACAUCCCCUGCUCCAGGGUGGGCCACAUCUACAGGAAGUAUGUGCCCUACAAAGUCCCCGCCGGUGUCAGCCUGGCCCGGAACCUGAAGCGCGUGGCCGAAGUGUGGAUGGACGAGUACGCCGAGCACAUCUACCAGCGCCGGCCCGAGUACCGCCACCUCUCCGCCGGGGACGUCGCUGCCCAGAAGAAGCUCCGCAGCUCCCUUAACUGCAAGAGUUUCAAGUGGUUUAUGACCCAGAUCGCCUGGGACCUGCCCAAAUUCUACCCGCCCGUGGAGCCCCCGGCCGCAGCAUGGGGGGAGAUUCGCAGUGUGGGCACAGGGCUGUGUGUGGACACGAAGCAUGGGGCCGUGGGCUCCCCGCUGAGGCUGGAGAGCUGCGUCCGGGGCCGCGGAGAGGCCGCCUGGAACAACAUGCAGGUGUUCACCUUCACCUGGCGGGAGGACAUCCGGCCUGGAGACCCCCAGCACACCAAGAAGUUCUGCUUUGAUGCCGUCUCCCACACCAGUCCAGUCACCCUCUAUGACUGCCACAGCAUGAAGGGCAACCAGCUGUGGAGAUACCGAAAGGACAAGAGCCUGUACCACCCCGUCAGCGGCAGUUGCAUGGAUUGCAGCGAAAGCGACCACAGGAUCUUCAUGAACAUCUGCAACCCCUCCUCUCCCACCCAGCAGUGGCUGUUUGAACACACCAACGCAACAGUCCUGGAGAAAUUCAAUAGCAACUGAGCCCACAUGUCUCCGCCGCAGGCCUAGCGGGUCCUCCCUGCCGCUCACUGCGGCCUUCCUCUUCCCGGAGAGGCAGGGCCUCCGUGGGCACCGCGAUGCAAAGGUGCUGGCCAACCGGCUCGGGGCGGAGCUGGAGCCCGGCGACUGCCUGGUCCUGAGGCCCUGAGCGGUGGAGGGGGUGUGGACAGCAGAGCCCACAGCGGCCCCAUGCAGAGCCUGCUUUCACCCAAUGGCACCGUGGAAGUCCAGGCGGGCCUCCGCAGCCUGGGCACCACGUUCCCUUGAGCAUCGUGCGGGAGAAACGCCAGGGCAGCCCCAGGCCACUCACAAAUGAGGCUCGUAUAUGACAGUCCUUUAGAAAAGGCAAUUUUGCCUGUUCAAGGCAGCUGUUAGCACAUGACCACCCAUUUGCAGCAGGAGAGAAGGGGCUGCUGGUGUCUGCCUUGUAGUGCUUGCCGGUCGUGGGGGUUAAGUGCAGUUUGCUUCCGUUCUCUGUCACAGGCCCAGGGAACGCAGCCGGGCCCUCAGCGUGUUCAGUCCUGAACACCGGCAACUGCCAGGCCUGGGGUCAGAUGCUGGACCCUCAGACAUUCCUUUGCAGUGUGGACAUACGGGGUGCCUCUCCUUGCUCUCUGGGUACUGGAAAUGCCCAUUUAGCGCCCUCCAGGCACAAGGACAGCCCAGCCAUCAGUUUUUUAGGGCUGUUUCCGAGUGCCUUGGGCCCAUGGGAGAGGCCUAGUAAGAUCUCCAAACCAGAAAUUCUAGCCGAAUUUCCCUGGUCAGUACUUCCACUUCCCCCUCCCCCACCCCCUUCUCUCUCUCUGCCAAUUCCUUGCCUCGGGAGAGGAGCAGAGGUGUGGAGUGCUCACCUCCCAAGUCUGGAGGCCUCCAGGGUAGACCACGGCCAGGAUGCCUGGUCUCUGACCUCAUUAUGGUUCUAGUUCUCACGCUGAACUCUAGAAUGUUUAAAGAACUCUGUAAUUUGAUCACAGGCUAGAAUGUUACACAGGAUCCUGGGAUUCUGGCGUCCAAUAUGGCUUUCUAGAAUGUUGUGAUUAAAGGAGGCAGCCAGGUGUAAUACAGUCAUGGCCUGGAGACAGUCUGUGAAGCCCCACUCGUGGGGGAGGAGGGGGGCUGUGUCCAUCAGCUCCUGCCAGAGGCCUUGUGACAUGGUCCUCAGCCAGACCUAAGGCCCUGCGGCCUCCCACCACGUGUCCCAGGAACAGACGCCCCCCAGCUCCAUGCAGUCCCUCCUGUUUCCCUUCUGCUUUGUUAAUUAUAUGUCACACUCCCAGAGGGCCCCCUGACUAAUAGGAAGCAUUUCUGUAACCAGCCUGCCACGCACUGAUUCAGAAAUGGAAAUGGCAUUCCGCAACCUAUGGCUUCCAUCAGCUAGCCCAGGAAGUCCUGGAAAUCGGUAUUCCAAUUAGAGUCGGGCCUCUCGAUUGUAUCAUUUGCCAAUUAAGUAACUGAGACGUAAAUCUGGGAACAGAGCCACAAAUCUGCCUUUGCGAUGCCGGCUGAUCUCAAGGCCAUCAGUGAUCUAGGGGAGGGGGGAGAAAGCAUUCCGGGUCACGCCCACCCCCAUUAAGCGUGCAGCUGGCAAAGCGUCACUCCUGUCUGCCCCGCACAAGCCCCGCUCUGGCCACCUCUCCGCCGGAGAGGCCGCCCUGUGCUGGCAGAGCUUGCUUGUUGAGCCCUGGUGUCUUCUCCAAAUGAGCUUUGUCUGUGGAAGUGGCCCUCAGUGGGAAGGAGUCAAAGAGGAGGCCCCUUCCAGAAUCUAGGAUAACAAGGGCAUUGCAGUUUGGAGAGUCGAUUUAGGAUUCCUCAUCAGAGAGCAAUGCAGCAUCAUUAAAAUAAAAACUGUGCCUUUUAAAAAUGCAAAUGUACAGCAAAUCCCUAAACUUGAACCAUUUCCUAGUGCCUUGCUAGACAAACAUAAAGGGGUAGGGAUUGGGGGGGGAUGUUUUUGGUGGUAUGUGCAGUUCCUAUCGGAUGAGUGUGUGUUCCUUAAUGUUGAAUUUCAAGCAGGAGACGUUAGGCCUAGAGCAGGGUCUGAGAUGGAGAUGCCCCCGGAGGGCGAAGGCCAGAAGUUGCUCCAGUUAGUGUAACACUCCAGAUUAAAAGAGCAGCCGGACAGCUCGUGUAGUCUGUGGCCUAGAGGGGCCUCCGCAGCCCCUGGGAGAGGCCCUGUUUGGAGGCCGUGUCUGCACCCCCCCCCCCCAAGCCCCCAGACAGAGUGCAGAGCACUGGCUGGAUUUCCAAAUGGUCCCACUCCAAGUGGAUGAGUGUUCUCGGCACGACCAGGACUCAUGUGGAAAGCAGGAGCAGCCCUACGCAGUCCUCAGCCUUCCUCUCGCCCAGCCUUUGGGUCUCCUUUUGGGUCUGGUUUCGUUCCCUCAACAAGUGAUGGGCAGGUCCUGUGAGCAUUCUGGCCUCUGUCAUUGCUGAGCCCACAUCUGUAGGUGCUGGUGGUUGACAACGUGUGUAAUAGAGAGGGCAGGAGACAAGUUCGUUGCCUGGCUGACCAGCUGGCUGAUGGCAAAUACUGGCCACUCGUUGUUUUGGCCUCAUUUAUUUUAGACUGGCUGUCUUAAGGAUUUCAGAUUCCUGCUCACACCCCCAGCUGAUGCCCAAAUAGAACAGCCAGGAGCCUGUGGAGAGGCUGUCAGCCAGGUAAGGAAUGAGAAUGUGGGCCCCUUUUUUUCUAAAGGCUUUAUUUCGAGCACGAGAUCACAAAACAAAUGAGUGGCUAAAAGGUAUCAUGACCAUGUGGCCCACCAGCAGCCUUUCCGAAGGGGACUCUAGAAACAUUUCAAAAUACAAGCGCAUCUCACUGUAAGUACAGGCCUUUGAAGGCGGCCAAGUGUGCCAGCACACGUGUGAAAAGCCAUUGCCUCCCAUGGGAGCUUGUUUCAGCUUUAAAAACUGCCCAGAAACUGUUGAUGCUCCUUUUUAGGAAGAAAUAGCUCAGAGGCAGAAGGGGUGCCUGGGCGGGGAGUCACCUUAGGUCAGGGGAGGAAGCAGCUGCUUCAGGUGGAGCCUGUGGAUUCCCAGAGCCCACAUUAGAGCCGUUUUUCUAACCUACCUGUGGAAUUUCUUUUUGUGCAUCUCCAUUUUUCUAGUCUCGGGAGCAUCAAACAAGCUGCACAGCACUUUACAGCUGUCAGUGGGAAAUCCGGACUCCUUGCUUCCACAACCCCUGGUUUGUAGAUUGGUGAUCUCGUAUAAUUCCUAAUAGACAAUGCAUUUUCAGCGUUUUCUGGAAAUUUCUAAGUGUGGGAGAGGGGCAAGGAGUGUGGUUCUGUUCUGGGACUCUUCUCUGCUUUCAGCUGAUGCUCUUUGUGAAAAAUCCAAGUAACAUUUUAGUUCAACUUGAUCGUGAGCCGAGGCCCACUGCCACCUCUGGGCUGGGUCUUGGGCCUACAUUCCAAGUGACAAGGUCCCGGGCCCGACAAUAGGGUCAAGCUCCUGUUCUGUUUGGGCUGGAAAACUGGGGUCCCAAGGGGGUUAGGGACUAGUUGAGCAAAGUCAGACUGGGAUUCCCUAGAGAAAGCUCGAGACCACCAGCCUCUCUUCUCCUGCCUGGAAAAGUGCGCCUUUGUGAAGAACUGACUUCAUGUACAGUUGUGAUUGUGACUGAGUAAAACUCCAGACUUUCUCUAA
Molecule: messenger RNA, 5502 nt
Organism: Myotis myotis
Lineage: Eukaryota; Metazoa; Chordata; Mammalia; Chiroptera; Vespertilionidae
Gene: GALNT10
Product: polypeptide N-acetylgalactosaminyltransferase 10
Exons: 12
Coding region: 1-1836 (611 amino acids)
Cellular component (GO): Golgi apparatus
Source: RefSeq, a predicted model, not a curated record